UUUUUGGGACUUUCCGGGAGCCUGUUCACACAUUACAAUAAGAAAUAUCUCUUUUAUUUAAUUAAGUUUAACAGUAGCGGAACGGUUUGUUGUUGCCGUCACUUCGCCGCUUGGUUCCGUCGCGAUGGCGGAGCUCGGAACCGAACCGGCCGCCGCUGUGGACGUAAACCCGCCUCCGAACCCGACCGACACCGCGAUGGCGUAUCUGCAGGACGAGAAAGCCGACGCGGACGUGACUAACCUGAAUUUGGGAGAACUGGACCUCACCACGGAUGAGUUUAUCCUGGAUGAAGUGGACAUUCAUAUCCAGGCCAAUCUAGAGGACGACCUGGUGAAAGAGGCGCUUAAAACGGGCGUGGAUCUGAGGCAGUACUCCAAACAGGUGGAGGCCGAGCUGCAGAGGAUCGAGCAGGCCUCCAUCAAAGACUAUAUUAAAGAGAGUCAGAACAUCGCUUCUCUCCACAACCAGAUCACGGCAUGUGACUCCAUCCUCGAGAGGAUGGAGGGCAUGCUGAGCGGCUUCCAGAGCGACCUCUCGUCCAUCAGCAGUGAGAUCCAGAGCCUCCAGCAGCAGUCCGUGAGCAUGAACGUGAGGCUGAAGAACAGGCAGGCCGUGCGCAGCCACCUGAGCCAGCUGGUGGACGAGCUGGUGGUGCCCGGAGCCAUGAUCAGCACGAUCCUGGACAGUCCGGUGACAGAGCAGGAAUUUUUAGAACAGCUCCACGAACUCAACAACAAGAUCAACUUUGCCAAAGAGCUGAGCUUCAGGGAGACGCUGGCCUGUUCAGACAUCCAGGACAUCGUGGACCGACUCAAACUGAAGGCUGUCUCAAAGAUCAGAGAGUUUAUUCUGCAGAAGAUUUACGCCUUCAGGAAACCUAUGACCAACUACCAGAUCCCCCAGAACACAUUACUCAAAUACAGGUUUUUCUACCAGUUUCUUUUGGCCAACGAGAGGACAGUGGCGAAAGAGAUCAGAGACGAAUACGUGGACACCAUGAGUAAAAUCUACUUCAGCUACUUCAAGUCGUACAGUAGCAGACUCCUCAAAGUACAGUACGAAGAGGUGGCGGACAAGGACGACCUGAUGGGAGUGGAGGACACGGCCAAGAAAGGUUUCUUCUCCAAGCCGUCCCUAAAAAGCAGGAACACCAUCUUCACUUUGGGCCAGAGGGGGACGAUACUGAGCCCUGCAGAGCUGGAGGGGCCCAUCCUGGUCCCACACACGGCCCAGAGAGGAGACUGUCGGUAUCCGUACGAGACGCUGUUCCGGAGUCAGCACUUCGCUCUUCUGGACAACGGCUGCAGAGAAUUCCUGUUUCUCUGCGACUUCUUCAUGGUCACUGGAAACUCCUCCCUCGACCUGUUCAACUGCAUCAUGGGAAAAACGCUGGCCAUGUUCCUGAAAAGCAUGUCCACGUACGUGUCCGACUGCUACGACAGCAUCGCCAUCUUCCUCUGCAUCCACAUCAUCCUGCGCUUCAGAGCCAUCACCGCCAAGAGGAACAUCCCCGCCCUGGACAAAUAUUGGGAGGCCGUGCUGGAGCUGCUGUGGCCGCGCUUUGAGCUCAUUCUGGAGAUGAACAUUCACAGCAUCAGGAACACGGACCCUCAGAGGCUCGGGGUCCUGGACACACGCCCACACUACAUCACACGUCGUUACGCCGAGUUCUCCUCCGCCAUCGUCAGCAUCAACCAGACCUUCCCCAACGAGAGGACCAACGCUCUGCUCGGACAACUGCAGGUGGAGGUGGAGAACUUUGUGCUGAAAAUGGCGGCUGAGUUUCCCUCAAGACGAGACCAGCUCAUUUUCCUCAUCAACAAUUAUGACAUGAUGCUCAGUGUUCUCAUGGAGAGGGCAGCAGAUGACAGUAAAGAGGUGGAGGGUUUUCAGCAGCUGCUUUUGGCCAGAACACAGGAGUUCAUAGAGGAAAUCCUGUCGGCUCCGUUUGGGGGGAUGAUCUCGUUUGUGAAGGAGGCCGAGGCUCUGAUGGAGAAAGGACAACUGGACCGACUGAAGAACGAAGAGACUCGGAUCACUCAGCUGGUUCGUGGUUUCUCCUCGUCCUGGAAACAGUCUGUGGAGGCCAUGAGUCAGGAGGUCAUGAGGUCCUUCACCAACUUCAAGAACGGCACCAGCAUCAUCCAGGGCGCUCUGACUCAGCUGAUCCAGUACUACCACGGAUUCCACAAGGUCCUGAACCAGCCGACCUUCAGAGCCCUGAGCGUCCGAUCAGAACUCAUCAACCUGCACCACCUCAUGGUCGAAGUGAAGAAGCACAAGCCCAACUUCUGACCGAAGACGAGGGGCGCUGGAGAGGAGGAGGAGGAGGAGGAGGAGGAGGAAGAAAGGGAGGAGACAGGUGGAAAAGAGAAUAGGAGGAGAUGAGAUGAGGAGAAAGAGCGGAUAAGUGGAUGGAACCAGGGCCCAGCCUAACACUAAACUAAACGUAGAAAAGAGAGAACGAGACAGAGCGAGUGAGAAGGACAGAUGCACUGGACCCAACCGGCCACAAGGGGGCACCAAACGACUUUCUAAACUUAAUGUGUGAGAAAGAGGAGAGGAGAGAGAAAUUAAAGUCCUGGAGUGAGAGAAAAGGGUCGUUAAAGACGCAUUAUGUCACUUUUCUGGUGGAGGUUUUAGUCUUAAUCAAUAAAACAUAAUUAAAAAUACUCCAGUCACACCUGAUAGCUGCAUCCACUCGUGUUUAUAAGUUUAAUGCCGUGCUGUGGAACAUUCCAGGCAGAGCAGUAGCAUCUCCUUGGAGACGAGCGGGUGGCACACAGAGCACCCUCCACCAGAAAAGUGACUCUAGUUCUCAUUAUAAACACACACUCUGCUCAUGAAGACACAAGCCUCUUUUCUGCUGCUGCUCUUUGGUCUGUGGUGAAAUUACUAAAUGUUUUUUUUUGUUCAUCGCUGAGAUCGGCUUUAUAAUUCCAAGUUAUUGAAGCUAAAGUUAACGUAAACACAAAACUAAUUCCGUUUUUUUGUAUAAGUAAAGAAUUGUUUUGGUUUAUGUUUGAUUACCGUAUUUUUCCGACUAUAAAUCGCUCCGGAGUACAUCACACUUUUUUGGGGGGAAAUGUAUUUUAUAAAACGAGAGAGCAGGAGCCGACAUUUCCUGUGUAAAAUCAAGUUGCAGUAAAAACAAUAGAAGAGAGAAGAACAGACUAUUAACGUCACAUAUGAACAGUUCUUCAGAUUAAAUAUAACAUAAACAACAGAACAAGUUUAACAAACUCUUCAUCUCACUCCAAAUCACUAAAUCCUCCGGAGGUAAAAAGAGCGACGCUUCCUCUUCUGCGUCGCUGUCGUCAGACUCAGAAUCAGUUCCAGUUAGAAUUAUUCGGGUCUUUCUGAAUCCCGACAGGAUGGUUUCGGUGUCACUGAAGUCCAGGCUUUGUCCAUCAUCCAGUGACUCCAGGAAAGUUUCAUGGUGCAUCCUCCCGGUGUCACAAGUUUCUCUCUCACUCCAAAUUUUCUUUCUGCUGCUCGAUUAUCGUUUUCAGCUGCAGAUUUCACGACUUGCAGUUUGUAAUCUUCAAAAUCAGAUUUAGUUUUUGGGGGCAUUUAUGUUCAGUCUUCUCAGUCUUUGUCUUUAUAAGUUUGUUUAAAUGUUAAAUUGUUCAGUGGUGCAGAAGUAACGGUGCGAUCGACUGACAUGAUACAGACAGAACAGAGGCUCUUUCUGCAGGAGACAUGUGCUCUCUUGUGACAGUCUCAUGGACUUAUAGUCUGAAAAAUACAGUAAUUAAUUAAUCAUUGUAUUUUUGCACGUUUCAAGGCACCCUAGUGUUUUACAGAGUAUUAUUCAUUCACUCCACAACCAUCAUUCACAAACAUUCUUCUUUCUCAUGAGGCAAACUGGGUUUAGUUUCUUCCCCAAGGAGACAACAACAGUUUUUGAGACUGGCGCCCCCUUGUGUCUCCUGGUGUUCUCAGCGUCUCCCGUCCGAGUCCUCAGGCCCUGCUGAGCUUCUGAGUCUGACGGGUUCAGGCCUGGAUGAGUUACACACUGGAAACAUCAGACUUUUACGUGAGCGUCGUGGAGAUUUAUCACAAGAUGAAGUCUGUGUUUGGUGACAGAUUUUUAUUUUAUGUUUUUUUUUUUUUUUUUUUUACGUCUUGUUUUCACCCGACUCUGCAUUUUCUCUCGUCCAAUCAUCUUGUUUUGAUCCUGAUCUGGCUCAAAGUGCGCGCCCGUGUGUGUGUAUGGAAGUGUCUCUGUGUGUUUUAAGUUUUGCACUUUUUACGAUGAAAUAUUCUGACUGAUCUCGAAGUACAAGUACUACAAAACCUGACAGCAGAAGUACUGUGUCUUUACUGUACAGCGUAGUAACUCUGGUAUUUAUGUUACACAGAAUCAUCCUCAUUUUAGGUGAAUGAAGUCUUUAUUUCAAAUGCAUUUAUAUAAAACAAAAGUUAGAACAGGAUGGUGGUUCUGUAACGGAGAGAAGAUUGUAAAGUGUAAAUGUACAAAGCCCCUGUGGACCAGUGUAAAUGUUUGUGUAUUUCAUUUGUUUGAAAAGUAGUGAGUUUAAAUUUUUCUGAUUCAUGUUCAAAUGUCGUUUCCUCAUCACAAACAGACCUGGAGUUUUGUUUUGUUUAUUUUAUUUACACACUUUUAACGCAGAAACCUGCAGAUUUAGCCUUGGAAAUGUCAAUCUCACUGAACAAAAAGUCAAAUGUAGCUGAUAACUAACGCUUCAUGCAUGACAUCACAAGGUGGAACAGAGCAUUUUGAGCUCUGGAGGUGCAGAUAGACUAAUAAUAAAAGAUUAAUCAAACAUGUGUGAAUGAAACAAAACAUGACUCCUCUGUUUUAAUGAGGUAAAACAUUAUAAUACGACUUAAAGUUCACAAGAGUCCAUUUGUGUGACCUUUAAAACACGUGGUCGAUGAUGUAAACAGCUCAAAAAAUAAAGGAGAAAUCCUGUUGAAGAAAGA
Molecule: messenger RNA, 4951 nt
Organism: Boleophthalmus pectinirostris (great blue-spotted mudskipper)
Lineage: Eukaryota; Metazoa; Chordata; Actinopteri; Gobiiformes; Gobiidae
Gene: vps52
Product: VPS52 subunit of GARP complex
Exons: 20
Coding region: 125-2296 (723 amino acids)
Biological process (GO): endocytic recycling; lysosomal transport; Golgi to vacuole transport
Cellular component (GO): GARP complex
Molecular function (GO): syntaxin binding
Source: RefSeq, a predicted model, not a curated record